Olea europaea var. sylvestris is the source of this 1272-nucleotide messenger RNA. Its product is annotated as UPF0481 protein At3g47200-like. The coding region runs from base 1 to 1272 and encodes 423 amino acids. Lineage: Eukaryota; Viridiplantae; Streptophyta; Magnoliopsida; Lamiales; Oleaceae. The record is from RefSeq and is a predicted model, not a curated record. The transcript is spliced from 2 exons.
AUGUCUGAGACAAUAGCUGACAGUGUCACCUUUGACAUUGUUAUGAUGCUUAAGAGCUUGUCUUCUACACCUUCAAAGCCCUCAAUGUUUAGAGUUGGUGAUCAUUUACGCAGCAUAAAUCCAGAGGCUUACGAUCCAAAAAUAAUAGCCAUUGGCCCAUUUCACCGCGGGAAACCUAACUUGCAGAAGAUGGAGCAACACAAAGUCAGAUAUCUAAAGCUGUUUCUUAAAAGAGGACAAGGGUCGAGUGUAGAAAGAUAUGUUACGACAAUAAUACAAUACAAAGACAGGGCACGGAAAUGUUAUGAUGAAGACAUCCACCUUGAUGACGAUGAGUUUGUGAAAAUGUUGAUUCUUGAUGGUUGUUUUAUCGUCGAAUUUCUCCUCAAGUAUCAACACAUUGUAUGUAUGGAUCGAGAUGACCCCAUUUUCCGGUAUGGACAUAUACUAAAUCAAUUGUUUCAUGAUCUAAUGCUGUUUGAGAAUCAGAUUCCAUUUUUCAUCGUUGAUUGUUUGUUCAACAUGAUCAGUGAGGGUGAGGGAGACGACAUUAAAUCUCUAAUGUGGCCUUUGCCACAAAAUAGCAUUUUCCCAGUGCGAAGGGAAGAUCUUUCGGAAGUCCCUAUUAAUGCUCACCAUCUUCUUGGCAUUGUACAUUACAUCCAGUGUUCUUCAUUUGUACGGAAUUCUUCAGAUCCACAUAUCGUGGUGAAUAUAAAUUCAGCUGUAGAGCUCGAGAAGGCAGGGAUUUCCUUCCAAAAGAGGAAAGGUGAUAGCUUCUUUCAUAUUGAAUUCGAAAAUAAAGUUAUGAAGAUUCCAAAAUGGAAAAUUUCUGAUUCAACAGAAUCAUUGUUCCGAAAUUUGAUUGCAUAUGAGCACUACGACACAGACAGUCCUCAAAAAUGUGUGACGGAUUAUGUAUUCUUCAUGCAUUGUCUCGUCCAUUCCCCUGAAGAUGCAGAAGUGUUGCAACGUUCAGGAAUCAUUAGCAACUUUUUGGGGAGCGAAGAAAUGGUUUAUCGUGUAAUCAAUCGGCUAGGCAAGAGUAUCACAGGUUCUGAUGAGUUUCCAUAUUCUCGUAUUUUCUCCGAUGUAAAUGAUCAUUGCGCCAAAAUAAGGAAUAGAUGGAUAGCAACAUUAAAGCAAGAAUAUUUUGACAAUCCAUGGACAGCCAUUUCAGUCUUUGCUGCCAUUACCCUGCUCGUGCUCACCAUCACACAGACUGCAUUUGCUAUUCUCUCAUACCGCGAUGAUCUCAUUAACAGGGAUUGA